AUGGAACCGUCGGACGUCAGGGGGAACUCUGACCUAGAGGAGGACAUGCCCCUAAACGACCAAUCGGACACCCCGCCAGACAUACUGAAAAUAACGGCGCAGCUCUAUGCCCAGUGCUUUGAAAUGGAAGUGCAACUCAACAGAGAAAAAAAUCCGAUUCCUUGCUCAACGGCUGAAGCGAAGCAAGAGUUGAAAGCCAACGUGUACGAGCUCGAAAGAAUCAAGUCACAUCAUUUUACCAGCACAUUAGCUUUGCACAGAAUGCAGAUGUGGCAUGCCAUUGCAAGAAAGUUGGAACAAAAUGAUCCAGAGGCGAAUGAUCUGAAAGCCAUCAUUGAUCGCUGCAUGACGCUUUCCUCACAUAUAAACACACUUCAGGAGAAAACAAUGACUCUUGAAAAUGGAAUCACAAAACUCCAGAAAAAACGUCUUGAACUGAAGCAACGCAUUCAAGAGAAAAUGAAACAGAUUGAAGAAGUGAAAGCGCACUGGUAUGCAGAAAAGUACCAAGCUGUCUUGCAAAAAGGAAGCACAAACCUGGAGAAUUAUAAAAAGAUGGUUGUCAUGGCACAGAAUAUACUGAGGGGACUUGUUUUAGCAUGUAACAUAAACUGGAUGGAUGAUCCACACCUGCGAGACAUCGUCAUGAAGCUGGAAGAAUUCCCUAUUCCGGACUAA
Molecule: messenger RNA, 678 nt
Organism: Nerophis lumbriciformis (worm pipefish)
Lineage: Eukaryota; Metazoa; Chordata; Actinopteri; Syngnathiformes; Syngnathidae
Source: RefSeq, a predicted model, not a curated record